UGUCUGUUUUAGUCAAAAGGUUCGGGUCGUCGUUCGUUUCCAGUAAUAUUAUUGUCAAUUCGUUUAUUUUGAUUUGUUUUUUUUUUUGAGUUGUUAUAGUUUUAAUUUUUUUUUUGUUCAUAAUUUGUGAUCGUCCGACGAACGGCCGUAUUUUCAAUUUCAUACUCGAUACGAUUUUCCUCGGCCAACACAACACCGGAUAAAUAAAAUAUGAUUAAAGUUAAAAAACAGCGACCGCGUUUAACGAGAUGACCAGUUGAAAAGCAGCAAAUAAUGUCAUCGGCCGAGGACGAAAUAUGGUCGUCUGUUGGUAUGUUUGGAAAAUUGUUUAUUUGUCCAUAGUUGUGGUCGCUCUAGCUCAGAUUUCUGCGGCCAACAAAUCCCCUCAGUUCGUCACCGACAAUUGGCAAACCGAAAUCAUAGUCCGGCUGAAAGAAGGUCCAGACACCCCUGUCGGAAGUCUUAUUUACCGCGUGCGCGGAAUAGACCCGGAUGGCGACAAGUUAUCGUUUGGCGUUCGAGAACCUGGCGACAAAAUUAUCAGAGUUGAAUACUAUAGCAAGAACGAAGCCAACAUUUACCUCAAAACCGAACUCGAUCGAGAGACAAAAGACGAAUACUCGUUGGUUUUGACUCUGACCGACGGCCGGUUGGGCGAAGGUAACUUCAUCACUCAGAGUUUACUGUUGAUCGUCGACGAUACAAACGACAACGCGCCGAUUUUCAAACCGUAUCAAAACACAAUAUUCGUGCCGGAGGACAGCCAGCCAACGGUGAUAGCAACGGUCGAGGCUACCGAUGCAGACGAAGGCCCGUAUGGACAGGUGGUGUACCAUUUACAAGACACGGACGCCGUAGAAAGUGGUCUGUUUUCGAUAUCGACGGUGAACGGCCAAGGCGUGAUUCGCCUUGUGGGAAGAUUGGAUUAUGAAAAAAAUUCAUUACAUCAACUCAGGGUGUUGGCUGUGGAUCGUUCGACCGUUGAAAAGAGAAACACCGGCACCGCAGCAAUUUUCGUGAAAGUCCAAGACGUAGAAGACCAACCACCCGAAUUCGUCGUUGUCACUCCAGUCGCCAGGGUCAGCGAAGACGCUCCCGCAGGAACUUCAAUUCUUCAAGUGAAAGCCAUCGAUGGCGAUCGGGGUGUAGAUAAUCGCAUAGUAUAUUCGAUUACACGCGGUGGCAAUGGAAUGCUCGAAGUGGAACCCAACUCCGGUAUUGUUUAUACCACGAGCGUCCUUGACCGCGAAGAUCCUUUUAUCAUCAAAACCGGAGCUAUUAUCAUUGAGAUCAUGGCCACCGAAGAUUCGAAAAACAUUUUCCCCAACCCUUCGACGAAAACCGAAGUGACCGUCAUCGUGACGGACGUCAAUGACGAAACUCCGACGUUUCGCAGUCCUUACUACAUUGCAGAAAUCAACGAAAACGCUCAACAAAACACGCCGGUGAACUUCAUCGGCAACAUCAUACCUCAAGUGUACGACUACGACCAGGGCAAGAACGGUACGUUCCGGUUGCGAAUCCAACAAGGCCGCAACGGAUACUUCGACGUGACACCGUCGGAAGGCAUAAACGAAGCGUCGUUUCUCAUACGCGUUAACAGAACGGCCGACCUGGACUACGAGCAGAUCAAAGUGAUCAACUUCACGCUUGUCGCCAUCGAAACCAUUGCGAAAAACCCAAAGUACAGCGUGGUUCCCGUCGCCGUCUACAUUAGAGACGUCAACGACAAUUAUCCCGAGUUCUCACGUCCCAUUUACGAGGUCUUUGUUCCGGAAAAUUCCGUAUCGGGCAAGACCAUCGGCAAAGUAGAAGCCACGGAUAAAGAUUCCGGUGUGUUCGGUACGGGCGGUAUACGGUAUACGAGCAUAAGAGGAAGUUGUGCUGAUUCUCUUUCGUUGAACCCGGAAACCGGCGAAAUAGUCAUCAAAUCGGACAGACCGGUAUUCGACCGGGAGCAGAUUUCCAAACACUUCUUGACCGUAGAAGCGAGAGACGACUUGGGCCUGGGCAACAGAAACACGGUGCAGUUGAUCAUAAACGUCGACGAUGUCAAUGACAACGCUCCGCGUUUCCUUUCGGCCAAAUACGAAACGCGCCUGAAAGAAAACCAUUUGAUUUUCGAGUCUCCAGUGGUCGUCGAAGCGAGGGAUUCCGAUUUAAAUGGUACGAUCAAUUCGGAAAUCACCUAUCGGAUCAUCCAAUCGGAUUAUCCGGUCGAAAGUUUCGCCAUCGACCCCGUCACGGGCGUGUUGAAACUUAAAAAACCUGUAGAUUUUGAAAAAUUACAAAAUCGCAAGAGUGCCAUUGGGCUGGGCGGAAACCUCAAGCCAAUACACUUGGUAGUCCAAGCUCAAGACCACGGAUUGCCACCGCUGUCCGACGAAGCUCACGUGGUUGUUUAUGUGGAAGACGUUAACGAUUUCGGACCGAAAUUCGAGAGUCAGAAUUACGAGACGACCAUAUCCGAAGACUUGGUUGGCGGCAGUACAGUGUUGCAGGUUAACGCUUGGGACGAAGACGGGUCAGCGCCGAACAACGUCGUAGUGUACAGACUGAGCAGCGGCGCCGAAGACAAAUUCGUGAUGGACGCCUACUCGGGCGUGAUCAAAGUCGCCCACGGCGCUUCUUUGGAUCCAGACAAAACGCAGCCGAAAACCAACGUGUACUAUUUGGAAGUAACAGCGAUCGACGGCGGUAUCGGCGACCAACAGCUUAGUUCGUCGGUUAACGUGACGAUAAAAAUUCAAGACGUCAACAACAAACCUCCGUUUUUCCAAAAAAUGCAAGCGGUCCGUGUAAAAGAAAACGAAAUGGUUGGAAGCAUUAUAACAAAAGUAGAAGCCGAGGAUCCGGACGCAAAACCGGUGUUGAGGUAUCGAAUCAACGUGGAAGCUUCCGAAGCGCGCAACGAAGACGGCGUAGUCGUUAGCCCGGUGGAAUACGAUUGGCCGUCGGCGUUUUCUUUAAGUCCUGUAGACGGAUACCUUAGAGUGGGCAAAUUGUUGGACAGAGAAAAGGUAGAAACCAUCCGACUGACGUUGGUUGUCGAGGACAUCGCUGCAAUAAACGGCAAGCAACUAGUAGACGGAGUUCUUAUCGUUCACGUGGACGACGAAAACGAUAACACGCCGGUUUUUCGUCAAGAGUUUUACAAGAGAGCUGUAAUGGAAAACAGUCAACCGGGUAUGCCAAUCAUCACAGUGUUGGCAGAUGAUGCGGACAAAAAUCGAACAAUCCAUUAUUCGAUUGAAGAAUCUUCCACAGACGUGACCGAUUUGAUUCGACUGGAUCCCGAAUCUGGAGAAAUCGUCGUGGCCGGUCGUAUAGAUCAUGAACAACUGCAUUGGAUCAACAUCAGCGUCCGAGCGUCGGACAAUGGAGUGCCGAUUAAGUCGUCGUUUACCGAAGUCGUAUUGCGAGUGAUCGACGAAAACGACAACAAUCCGUAUUUCGCCGAAGAAACGCCUACCAACAUAACAAUACCAGAAAACACUGCGAUCGGAGCUUCGAUUGCCACUGUAGUGGCCAUGGACGCGGACUCUGGUGAUUUCGGAAGAAUCACCUAUUUACUAGAUCGUCUUUCGUCUCAGGGCAAGUUCACAAUCGACACAAACACCGGAGUGUUAAAGGUCGCCGACACGUUAGACCGAGAACAAACAAACACCUACAAUUUAAUCGUGGAAGCUUGGGAUAACUAUCAGUUUGGUUAUGUCUCUGGCGAAAGCCGCAAUGCCUUCAAGCAAAUCAUGGUUACUGUGUCAGACAUCAAUGACAUGGCACCGGUGUUUCAACACUUGCCCGACGAAUGUGUUGCGGUAACAGAAUUCCACACAGUCGGCGACAUGAUCUUAUUGGUAAAAGCCAACGACGCGGAUGAUCCUAACACAGUAAACGGCCGAAUAAUGUUUUCCAUUGAAGACGGAAACGAAAGAGAACUUUUUGCUGUUCAUAACGUCGACUAUUGGUCGGGUCGUUUGUACACGACGUCUUCGUUAAAGAACCUCUACGGGAAUUACAGUCUGUUGAUCAGAGCACAGGACGGAGGAAGUCCUCAAAAAUCGAGUUUGGCCACCGUCAACGUUUGCGUGACCGACGUCAACGACAACGCUCCUCGUUUCGUGUCGCCCGCGUACAACGUUACAGUGAGAUUGCUUCAAAACACCACUGUCGGAAGUCCGGUGAUCACUGUCGAAGCCAUCGACGACGACGUCGGACAAAACGCUGAAGUCCGGUACCGCCUCAAACAAGAUCUGAUGGGAGAUUGGAAAUCGUUUUCCAUCGACGACACUACCGGAUUGAUUACAUUGAAAAAACCACUGAAUAAAGAAAUACAAAAGGUUUACCAGAUUCGCGUCGAAGCCUACGAUCUAGGCGUACCCACCCCGUUGUCGUCUGACCUGGAACUGACGGUACACGUGAAAAGCUCCAACGAUUUCCAACCGCGAUUCCUGAUCGACCAAGUCACCGUGAACUUCACUGAACACCGAGAGCCGGGAUCUGAGUAUUGGCAGCUCAUCGACACGGUCGACCGAGAGGAGCUGAACGAUAUGGAAAAACCUAUACCGCCCGUUUGCUAUUAUGUGAUUUCUGGCAACGAGGAUAACAACUUUAUCGUCGAACCGCUUAACCACAGGAUUUCCGUCGCCGGCGUACUUGAUCGUGAAGUCCGAGAUUCGUACGAGCUCAUGGUGAAAGCCAGCGAGGAUUGUUUGCACUCUCCGCCAACCAGUCGAGACUACGGACAAGAAGACGACGACGACAGUCUGCUCAAGGUCUCCGUGGUCGUCAACGACAUCAACGACCAUGCCCCCGAAUUCGUCAAAAGGAUAUUUACCGGCGGAGUCACCACGGAAGCGGAUUUCGGUGCCGAGUUCAUGCGGGUCAAGGCGGUCGACGCGGACAAAGGAAGGAACGCCGAACUGUCAUACUACAUCGUCCCGGGCUCGUUGCAACUGUCGUUGGCCGAAGGGCUGGACAGCAUACAGUACCCGCCCUUCUUGGUGGACAUAGCCACCGGUGCCAUCUAUUUGAAUUUCGACCCGCAAAAAGGCAUGAAGGGCUACUUCGACUUCCAAGUGCUGGUAAACGAUACCGGGGGCCUUUACGACAUGGCCAGGGUGCUGAUCUACUUGUUGCGAGAAGAUCAACGGGUCCGAUUUGUCGUCCGGCAGAAUCCUUCGCAGUUGCGGGAAAAAGUCGACAUUUUCAGAGAGAUUUUAGGUAAUGUCACUGGAGCCAUAGUUAACGUAGACGAGUACAAAGUGCACGAAACACACGACGGUCGCGUGGACAAAACAAGAUCAGACAUGUACUUGCACUUUGUCGAUCACCGAGACAACUCCAUCAUGGAAGUACCGCACGUGCUCAGGGUAAUCGACGAGAACAUUGAACAUUUGGAUGCUCUAUUCAAGGAGUUCAACGUUUUGGACACACAAGCGGCCGAACCCGAACCGUUGCGCAGGGCUUCCAUUAAGGACGACAAUGUGAUUUGGAUGUGGUUGGUCGGCACUACGUUUUUCUUGGGACUGCUCCUGAUCGUCGUGGUUUCCAUUUGUCUGUCACAACGUUCGCAUUAUCGCCGGCAACUCAAGGCGGCCACCAUAAGCGCGUUCGAUCCCAGAACGCCCGACCACGUGACGUCGGCCGCGAUCGGUGGCCGAGUACCGAAUACCAAUAUGCACAGUGUGGCCGGAUCUAAUCCAAUGUGGAUGCAAGCGUACGAAAACGAAUGGUUCAAGGACAGAGAGACCCUAAGCCAAACUUCAGAACGGGAUUCGCUGGACGACAACACGACCACCAGCACAACUUCCCCUCAACCGAUUGAACGAUCGACCACAACGCUUUUCAUCAAAAGCAACGAUUGUAACAUUCAUACGGACACCACGGACGACUACUAUGAACGGACAAGGAUCACGGUAAAAAAUUUGGAAACGACCGAAUUAUGACAUAAAGCUCACCGGGCACCUGCUGGGACAAAGCGCUACAACCAAGUCUCUCCUUCCUCGGACCUUGGACGAUACAACGAUUAAUGUAUAAUAUUAUAUUUGUAUCUUUUUCUGACAUAACUGCUAGGUUUUUGAACCCAGAAGAAGGACAUUAUUCGAUACAAUUUCAUAUCAUUACAAUUGUAUUUAAUGAUUCUUUCUUUUUGAGGUGAUAUUUUUGAUAUUUAUUUUCAAUUAGUAAACCAGUAUUUUUUUUUUUUUGGCUUUGGCUGGUCCAAAUUCUGUAAUAACACAACAACCUGUUGUGAGUGAAAAGCAAUUGUUUUUUUUAUUAAAAAAGCAAAAAUUCACUUACAUAACAUAAGUAAAGUAGUCGACAUUUUGUCAGGCUUUUUGGUCCAAAUCAUUUAAAUCAUUCGCCGAAUAAAUGGUUCAGUUCAAAUGUUGGUCCAACCCUGGCUUUAAAAAAUAUUUUCUUAAAUAAUAAAUAGUAAAUAUAUAUGUAUAGAGAGCCGUGCUUUUAGCACAGGGGUAAAAAAAUCUAGAUAAAAGCCAUAAAUUCAGAGUGUGCCAAUUAAUAGUACCUAAAUUACUGACAGUAAAAUAAUAGUCUUAUAAACGACAGUGGUGGGAUCUGAAGUGAUCGUCAACAGUUAAUACUUUAAUUCGUUAAGACAAAAUAAAAUAAUAAAAAUCGAUAAUUUUUCGACUAGUAAUUAAAUGUAUACCCCCGUUUUUAAACGAUUCGCUUUUACAAAAUGCAUUUAUUAUAAUAACAGUAUUUCAACAACAUUAGCAAAGUUAUUACAAAAAAAAAAAAUAUAUUAAAAUUAUUUGUCUGUCAACGUUUAACGUCAACCUUAGCUUAACAAAAUUAGAUUGUUUCAAAAAUAUUUACUUCAUUUAUUUGCGAGGUGGAGGUGUUCUGAAAAUUGAUUUGGCCCCUUCUCGUGGUAUUAGCACGGCUGUCUAUAAUAAAUAAAUAUAUAUAUUUAUAUAUAUAUUUUAGCUCUUAGUUUCAAAUAGUAUCUAGGUUAAGUCAUAGUGUAACGUACAGGGUGAUUCAUUGAGCAAAACCCACUCAAUUUGCCAAUUUGUAGAUAAUCUUUUCGUAAACAUAUUAGUUGCUUAAAUUAUUUUACCAUAUUUGUAAAUUAAUAAACACUUGCCUUGUUUCAACAGCUCUGUCCACUUUUGGAACUUAAACCAAUCGAAACCCAACCUAACCGGCUUAUAUUUUAAAAUUUUAGCAACUCCAAAAGUAACCAUCCAAAAAUGGUCAUCGACCGGUCAAAAUUGUCGGUAAAUUAUUUUCUAUAAUCUAAAAAACAUGUCAAUUGAUAACAAAAGUAUCUCCAAAAACGAAAAACUACAAAAUUGCAAUAUUGUCUAAACAGGGAAAAUUAGUGUCUUAUCACAUUAAUGAAUCACCCUGUAUGUGUGAGUCUCGUUGAAGUCAUAGUCGGGCAUAUAUACCGAAGUAAAAUAUAUAUAUAUAUAUUUUAUCUUAUAUGCAAAUCUUUCAAAAAUUUGAUGGUUUUUUACAUCAAAAGUCUUACACCCAAUAUCCAAUUACAUUGCAAUCAAAUUUUAUGGAAAGUGCCAAUUUCCACAAGUCUUUGUCACAAUGUUGUUUUGCUCGAAACCUAAUUUUUAAUGCGUUUAGCUAUUUGUAUUAUUAUUAUUAUUAUCGUUAAGACAAAUUGCCAAAAAGUAUUUUAUGAUUUUAUUUUUAAGGUUUUUUAUUUGAUGUUUUUUCCUUUCUUUUUAUAAGUGUAUAAUUAAGUGCUUCUUUCUUUUUUUUUUUUUGUAACGCUUGUCCCAGUAAGUGUCGUCUUAGCCCCAGGACUUUGUGAAUAGCCAUAAACAAUGUAAGCUCAUGUGCUGUUCUUAUAGAAUAAUUAUAUAAUAUUAUGGUGAAAAUGCCAGAGUUUACCGAUUGUGGAUAAUUAUUUUAUUCCGUUUUUGGGAAUCGACGGUGAAGUUUUCGCGAAGUGCUUUUUUGUAGUUUUCAUAGUAAUUUAUUUUGAAUAAUUAUUAUCGUUAAACGUUAUUUAUACUAUUAUCACGUGAACCAUGUACAUAGUUAUUUUAUUUUAAAUCAAAAUCAACUCGGUAUAAUCUGUAUAU
Messenger RNA from Adelges cooleyi (spruce gall adelgid), 8078 nucleotides. Its product is annotated as cadherin-23. Gene Ontology annotation, molecular function: calcium ion binding. NCBI's taxonomy places the organism in Eukaryota, Metazoa, Arthropoda, Insecta, Hemiptera, Adelgidae. The record is from RefSeq and is a predicted model, not a curated record. Gene Ontology annotation, cellular component: cell-cell junction; plasma membrane. Gene Ontology annotation, biological process: homophilic cell-cell adhesion. The coding region runs from base 297 to 5948 and encodes 1883 amino acids. The transcript has 29 exons.